Messenger RNA from Ochlerotatus camptorhynchus, 4181 nucleotides. It is a transcript of the gene drosha, whose product is annotated as ribonuclease 3 drosha. Gene Ontology annotation, cellular component: microprocessor complex; nucleus. Gene Ontology annotation, molecular function: ribonuclease III activity; RNA binding. The coding region runs from base 16 to 4152 and encodes 1378 amino acids. The record is from RefSeq and is a predicted model, not a curated record. Lineage: Eukaryota; Metazoa; Arthropoda; Insecta; Diptera; Culicidae. The transcript has 4 exons. Gene Ontology annotation, biological process: rRNA processing; primary miRNA processing; pre-miRNA processing.
GUAAAAGUGUUAAAAAUGAGUUUCUACAGACCCAGUUCAAACUACACGUCACCGGCUUAUCCUCAGCGGGCCCCGAGACCCAGUGAAAACGGUAGUAAUCGCUCAAUCCAUCCUCCACUCAGAGACCCACCCCCACCGGGAACGACUCCAGGCGAUCAAUACUAUCCGCUGGAAACGGCAAACUUUAAUGUUCCACCACCGACACUUCAUCCGGUAAGACCGGCCUCUGUACCGCCGCGUCAAUCGGCAGUUCCUUCUGAUGGAAAUAGUCAGCCAUCCCGGUAUCAUUCCUCCGUACCACAGCAGUACUACUCGGGUCAACACUCGUCUUCGCGAUACUACGGCACGUCUGGUUCAAGGGCUAGUGAGCGAAGGGAAACAUCCGUAUCGGAUGUUUACUCCGAACAUCCGAGAAAAGACAGCUACAGGAGUCGUUCCUCACCUCCCCCAGCGGACUACUCUUACCGUAGCGGAAGAAGCUAUUCCGUUCCAACCAGAGAUCACGAGCGCCGACCAAAAAGUCGAGAUAGGGAUCGGUCUUCAAGAUCGUCGACCCGUACGGAACCGACCAGAAAGGGUGAUUCGUCCUCCACGGACAGCAAAGAGCGCCCAACGAGAGUUUCAAGAUUCAAAGUGGAUUCCGAACGUGAAGCGAUAUUGUCUAAGUGGCGCAAGAAUUAUUGCGAAACUCCGGAGGACAUCCGAAGGAAACUGGCCGAGCUAACCAAUGACGAAGACAAAGCCUCAUGGGUCCGAUCGUCUCCGGCGGAUCUUUUCUAUCGCCGAGUUUCGGACAAAGUAGUGGAAGGAACUCCUCGGUUAGAUGCCCUGUGCGUUUUGUUUGACGAUGAACUUAUCCGGCGGGCGGAACGUGUCCGUGCCAAACAGGCUCCAUAUCAACCACCACCGAGAAAGCAUAAGGUUCGCGUAUGUCGCCAUAAAAAUGACAAAUGCUCCUCUUCGGAUUCGUCGGAUGAUGAGCUGAAUUUCGAGGAAGAGUGCAGCAUGGAAGAGUUGACCGUUAAAAUAAAGCACCCGUAUCGGCUGCACGCGGACCUUUGGCAUAACGAUCCGGGAGAGAUGAAUGACGGGCCGCUGUGCCGAUGCUCGGCAAGGUCCAGAAGGACGGGGAUACGGCAUGGGAAAUAUCCUGGGGAAGUUGGUUUCGACAAAUGUGUAUCGAGUUCAAACAAUGCCGAUAAGUUGUAUCACUAUAGAAUCACCAUCUCGCCACCGACGAACUUCUUAACGAAAACUCCAACCAUCAUCAAGCAUGAUCAACACGAAUUCCUCUUCGAGGGCUUUUCGCUCCUUUCGCAUCAACCGAUUGGCGAACUACCAACCUGUAAGGUUAUUCGCUUCAACAUAGAAUACACAAUCCUCUACAUUGAAGAGCAAAUGCCGGAAAACUUCACGAUUCGCGAAUUGGACCUUUUUGAACGCUUCAUGUUUAAAGAAUUGCUCGAGCUGGUUGACUUUACCGUGUAUCCCUCGGGCGCCGGUCCGGAAAACUCCUGCCCAUGCUAUCAUUUCCUCCCGAGGUUUGUUCGGGACCUCCCGGAUAAUGGGAAGGAAGUACUCGCAAUGGGUGAGGUACUGCGUUACCUUUUGGACAAUUCCGGUCCCUUGGUUGCACCUGACAUACUGAAGGAGAUGAACGACCUGAGCCAAAUUGAAUGGCAAGACUACGUCGACUACGUAAAGGGAAUGGUAGUGACGAAUCCCGGAAUGAAACCUUGCUCAGUACGAGUAGAUCAGCUUGAUCGUAACGUUACGGACGUACCGGAUGCCAAUCUAACCGACGAGGAAGGCAAUGUUCAUCCAGUUAUCGUCCACUUUGGCAUCCGACCUCCCCAGUUGAGCUAUGCAGGAAAUCCAGAAUACCAGAAAGCAUGGAGGGAGUACGUCAAGUUUAGACAUUUGAUCGCGAACAUGUCCAAACCAUCGUUCGAGGAUAAGCGAAAGCUGGAAGCAAAGGAGAACCGCCUGCUGGAAAUGCGCACUCAGGGAAGAAUGAAACGUAAUAUUACGGUUGCCGUCAGUGCCAAAGGGUUCCACCGAACCGGCAUAAUGUGCGACAUGGUGCAGCACGCUAUGGUGAUUCCGGUGCUUACCGGCCAUCUGCGGUUCCAUCGGGCGUUGGACGUUUUGGAGCAGCACGUCGAUUAUAAGUUCAUCAAUCGCUACACGCUUCAGCUGGCUCUGACGCAUCCAUCGUAUAAGGAAAACUUCGGAACCAACCCGGAUCAUGCGAGGAACAGCUUGACCAAUUGUGGCAUCCGUCAACCGGAGUACGGCGAUAGGAAGAUUCAUUUCAUGAAUACCCGCAAGCGUGGCAUCAAUACGUUGAUCAGCAUCAUGUCCCGCUUUGGCAAAGAGUACGAAACGGACAGCAACAUUACGCAUAACGAGCGGCUGGAGUUUCUCGGCGAUGCCGUGGUUGAGUUUAUCACGUCGAUCCAUUUGUUUCACAUGUUUCCGGAUUUGGAAGAAGGUGGCUUGGCAACAUACCGUGCGGCCAUCGUUCAGAACCAACACCUAGCCGUACUUGCCAAAACCCUGCACCUGGAGGAGUUCAUGCUGUACGCCCAUGGAUCCGAUCUGUGCCACGAGCUGGAACUGCGCCACGCGCUGGCCAACUGUUUCGAAGCCUUGAUGGGAGCCCUUCUAUUGGACGGAGGCAUAGAAACGGCGGACCGGGUGUUUGCCUACGCACUAUUCCAAGAAGAUACCAGUUUGCGUACCGUUUGGGUCAACUAUCCACCGCAUCCGCUGCAGGAGCAAGAACCCCUGGGCGAUCGCCAUAAUAUCGAAUCGUUCGCGAUUUUGAAAACGUUAACCAAGUUUGAGGAAUCGGUUGGCGUCAGCUUCAACCAUAUCCGUUUGUUGGCCAGGGCUUUCACCGAUAGAUCGAUCGGUUUCACCAAUUUGACUCUAGGAUCGAACCAACGGUUGGAAUUCUUGGGAGAUACCGUACUACAGUUGAUAUGUUCGGAGUACCUCUACCGGCACUUUCCCGAACAUCAUGAGGGACACUUGUCACUGCUGCGCAGCUCGUUGGUCAACAACCGCACACAAGCUGUCGUUUGUGAUGAUUUGGGCAUGACCACUUAUGCCGUUUAUUCCAAUCCGAAGGCUGACCUGAAAACCAAAGAUCGAGCAGAUUUGCUGGAAGCAUUUCUAGGGGCUCUCUACGUGGACAAAGGCUUGGAGCAUUGUGAAACCUUUUGCCACGUUUGUCUGUUUCCGAGAUUGCAAGACUUCAUCAUGAAUCAAGACUGGAAUGAUCCUAAAUCGAAACUGCAGCAGUGUUGUCUCACACUCCGUACAAUGGACGGUGGAGAACCGGACAUUCCCAUCUACAAAGUUAUCGAGUGCAAUGGUCCAACCAACACCCGCGUGUACACUGUGGCCGUGUAUUUCCGCGGAAAACGGUUGGCUUGCUCGAAUGGUCACAGCAUUCAGCAGGCAGAAAUGAAUGCUGCUAAAAAGGCUCUCGAAAACUCCAAGGAUCUAUUUCCGCAGCUGGACCAUCAGAAGCGGGUCAUUGCACAAAGCUUGAAACGGCAGAGGGUUCGAAGAGCGUCUAUGGAUGACCGUUCAGAGGAUCAGGAUAGGCGGGACGGUGCAUCUUCCGAGGAGAUUUACAAAAACGGAAAGUCUACUGACUCCUACCGGAAGAGGCGUAAGAAGGUCCCGGAUACACCGCAACUACCAAAACAGUAUCAAGUUAAGGACAGCGAUAGUGACAGUGAUGAUGCGGAUGACCGAGAGAAAAAGAAAAAGCGUCCUAAAAGACAGAGAAAGAGAUCGCACUCUACUGACAAAGUUGCACCAAGUCCCGCAACAAACCACAAGGAAAAAGUGGAAUCGAAAACGGUUAGUUUAGUGGUUCAGUAUGAUUCUCUAUCGGAUGAGGUAGAUCUACAACUGGAAGCCAUUUCGGAGUCGGACGAAGACUUUGGUGUCAAAUCUGAACCCAAGCAGGACCACUACAACAGCAUAGCGUCCGAUGUUAGUAAGAACGAUGACGCAGCAGCAAGUGGUGCCAUAAAUGAGGAGAAAGGAACUUUCGCCAAUUCUGUGCAAAUCUUCAAAAUCGAAGGAACGGACGAUGUAUCAUCAGAUCUUGAAUCCGGUGAAAUAGAAUAAGAAAAACAAUUCCAGGUAAGAUACAUACU